AUGGCCUCCUCCAAAGUGACCAGCCAGCUCUCUCAAGCACAGAACAGCGCCCCCGCCCAACGUACCGAUGCCUACAACACCCUCCUCACCCACAUCAUCACCUCCGCCAGCUCCACCCUCCCCGCCGACCUCACAGCCUACGUCCACUCCAUCCUCUCCGACACCAUCGGCGUCAUCCACUCCCGGCCCCUCCUCUCCGCCUUCGUCGACCAAUUCCGCACUAUAUCAAACAACGAAGCGAAGAUAGAAGCCGGCACCCAAAUCCUCCACCUCCUCGCCCCACGCAUUGUAAGCUACGAACAACAAGACACAGCCCUCAAACACAUCCUCGCCGACGCCCACGAAGCAGAAGAAGACUACGUCGAGUCGGCCAAAGUCCUGCAGACCAUCACACUCGAUUCAAGUCAGAGGACAGUGACAGACGACGACAAAGCCAAAGUCUGGAUGCGCAUUUGCCGAUGUUACCUCGAAGUCGACGACCCAACCAACGCCCUCACCUACCUCAACAAAAUCAAACAAGUCAUCUUCUCCGUCACCGACCAACCCACGCGCCUCCAGUUCCAGCUCUCACAAGCCCGGAUCCACGACUCCCAGCGGAACUUCCUAGACGCCUCCACCGCCUACCUCGCCCUCAGCAACGAAACGAUAAUAGAUGAAGAGGAGAGAUUGCAAGCCCUAAGUGCAGCCAUCACCACCGCUGUCCUCGCCCCCGCCGGCCCGGCACGCGCGAGGCAAUUAGGACGGAUAUGCAAAGACGACCGAGCGUCAGAAACACCGGAAUACGGGAUCCUCGUCAAGAUCUUCCUGGACCGCCUUCUCGACCCCUCGGAAGUCUCCGCUUUCGCCGCCGGUCUCAAGGACCAUCAAUUAGCCAAAACAGCCGACGGCUCCACAGUCCUGGAUCGUGCGGUGCUAGAGCACAAUCUCCUGAGUAUCUCCCGCUUAUACCAGAAUAUCUCCACUGCUUCCCUUGGGGCGCUCUUGGGGGUGGAGAAGGAGAAGGCGGAGGUUUAUGCCGCGGCUAUGAUUGAGAGUCGGAGGUUGGGGGGUUCGAUUGAUCAGAUUGAGGAGAGGAUUUGGUUUGGUGGGGGUGGAGAGGGGGGGAAGGGGCAAGGGGUUGGUUUGAGGAGUUGGGAACAAGGGGUGCAGGGAUUGGCGGAGGAGGUGGAGAGGGUGACGGUUUUGUUGCAGAGGGAGGAGGCGGGGUGGUUUGAGGGGAGGGUCGGGGUUGUUUGA
Molecule: messenger RNA, 1236 nt
Organism: Recurvomyces mirabilis
Lineage: Eukaryota; Fungi; Ascomycota; Dothideomycetes; Mycosphaerellales; Teratosphaeriaceae
Exons: 1
Coding region: 1-1236 (411 amino acids)
Cellular component (GO): cytosol; COP9 signalosome
Molecular function (GO): protein binding
Source: RefSeq, a predicted model, not a curated record